ACACUUGACACAAAACAGUCAGGCAAGUACUGUUCUCCUGGCAACCGCCAAACCCAGACAAGUCCAUCGGAUUGCCAGACAGAGAAAAGUGAUUCAUCACUCCAGAGAACAUAUCUCCACUGCUCUAGAGUCCAGUGGCAGUCUGCGAGUUACUGUUGUUCCCAGUUGCCUCCAUUUGCUAUAAUACCACUAACAGGUGACUGUGGACUAUUUAGUAGCAAGGAAAUUUCAUGGAUGGACUAAUUGCACAGGUGGCAACCUAUCACAGUACCAAGCUGGAAUUCACUGAGCUCCUGCGUGCAACCCAUUCUUUCACAAUGUUUGUAGAAGCAGUCUGCAUGCCUAG
This is a messenger RNA of Staurois parvus, 346 nucleotides long. The record is from the annotation of a GenBank genome assembly. NCBI's taxonomy places the organism in Eukaryota, Metazoa, Chordata, Amphibia, Anura, Ranidae.